UUGGCCGCUGACAAAAAAUUUUACUUUUUUCCAUUGGUUUUGGGGUUGGAUUUGAUUUUUUGGGUGAAAAGUUGAGAACUUGACGUAAAUCUUUGUGAGAUCUGCAUCAUUCUGAAGUCGAUUCCUUGGUUUGGCUUCCAUUUGGGGAAAAUUUGCAGCUUUUUAUCUUGAUUUGGGAGGCAUCUUCGGUGAAAAAGUAGAUUUAUUUGACUGGAGGACUUGUUUUUGAGUGCAUAAAUGAACGGAUUUCAGAACAAAAGGCGUCCUGAAUCACAGAAGCAGUUCCCUGGAUGCAUGGGAAGGAUGAUGAACAUGUUUGAUUUGAGUGCCGGCAUGCCCGGGACCAAGCUGCUCACUGACCGAGCACAUAGAGAUGGUUCUCCAACUCACAGGAACCGAUCUGAUUCUCCGAAGAAAUUGCUGGAUCCUGUUGGAGUUCACACUGAAAACAAACCUAUAACCAAUGAGUCAAGGCAAAAUUCGCCUAGUAAAAGAUCAGGUGCAACACCAGUGAAAAUGCUUAUAGCACAGGAGAUGUCAAAAGAAACAGAGUCUAAGCGUCGGCCACCAAAUGUUGUGGCAAAGCUAAUGGGGUUGGAUGGUCUGCCAGUACAGCAACCCUCACUAACUAACCAAAGAAACUUGUAUGAAGAUUAUUCGUACGAAGGAUCAGUUCAGUACAGUCAGAUGGAGGAAGACAUCUAUUUUAGCAGUCCGUUGCCAUGCAGGACUCCUUCUUAUGUUCAUGAAAAGGAGUAUAAAGAUGUAUACGAAGUGUGGCAACAACCAUGCCGUCUCCCUUGUGUCAAAGAACAGUUGCAACUAAGAGGACGGUCUAAUGAGAAUUCGAAUGAGAACAGAAUGGCCCUUGUUCGUCAAAAGUUUUUGGAAGCGAAACGUCUAGCCACAGAUGAAAAGCUUUUUCACUCCAAGGAGUUCCAAGACGCACUUGAGGUUCUAAGUUCAAACAAUGAUUUAUUACUCAAAUUUCUUGAAGAAUCUAAUUCACUAAUCUAUAAACAUCAAAAUGAGGUCCAGACUAUUCCUCAACCUUCUCAGACACGGCGUAUCACCGUAUUGAAACCAUCGAAGGCAAUUGAGGAAGGGGGUAUGAACCAAGCCAGGAUACAACAAUGUCCUUCAGGAGAAGAACGCAUUUGGGAUAAGAACAAGCACCGCAGAUGCUCCAGUCUUGAGAAUUUGAAGGUAGAAAAUUUAUCUCAGCCGACCAGGAUAGUGGUAUUAAAACCCAGCCCUGGGAAACCUUGUGACUUUAAGGCCUUGGCAACUAACCGAAUUUCAUCACCAAAAUCACUCGACGAGAGAGAUUUAAGCAGAAAUAUCAAAGCUGAUGAGGCUAUUGGUUCAAGAGACAUAGCCAAGGAGAUAACUCGACAGAUGCGGGAGAGUAUGAAUAGUAACCGAAGAGAUGAUUCUCUACUGUCGUCAGUCUUGUCUAAUGGGUAUGUUGGGGAUGAGAGCUCGUUCAAUAGAUCAGAAAAUUAUGUUGAAGAAGCAGGUGGUAAUUUGAGUGAUUCAGAAAUUGUCACUCCAACUUCACGCCAUUCUUGGGAUUACAUGAAUAGAUAUGGCAGCCCUUACUCCUUUUCGUCAAUCAGUCGUGCAUCUUAUUCACCUGAGUCAUCAGUGAUCAGAGAAGCCAAGAAACGUCUUUCUGCUUUGGUGGCAUCAAAUGGAAUUGGUCAAGAGCAAACUCAUGUAAGGCGGAGUUCAAGCACAUUAGGAGAGAUGCUUGCAAUCUCUGAGGUAAAGAAAGAAGAGAAUGUAAAGGAGCUUGAUUUUACUAGCAAUGGGUCAUGUGGUGGAGGAGACCUGAAGGCAUCCACACCCUGUUUGUCUAUUGGUAUAGCUAGUGAUGCAGCUAAUGGAGAAAGAAGUCCAAUGGGCUUAUCAAGAUCAAAGUCUGUACCAGUGUCUUCUUCUACAUAUGAGAAUAUUGAGCUGAAUGCUGAAGUUUCUGACACUCCAAAGAGCAAACUCGACACUCGUACAGAGGAAGGGAAGACAAAGAAUGGCAAGUUAUCAUUUAAGGGGAAAGUUUCAAGUUUGUUCUUCUCGAGGAAUAAAAAAUCCAGUAGAGAGAAAUCCAUUCCAUCUUCUUUGGUGGCUUCUGAUGCUCGACUCCAUCCUAGACAUGCCGACAUUGCUGUUAGGGAUGAUAUUUCAAAGCCUACUGUAGAAAGAUCACUUAGCCCUGCAGACAACCCUUCAAAGGCUGCUGUUUCUCUUGAGAAACCAAGCAUAUCUGAAAGUCCUAGUGAGAACCAAGAACAACCGAGCCCUGUUUCAGUUCUAGAAGCAAAAUUUGAGGAUGAUUCCAAUUCUAAUGUGCCCCAAUGCACAGAGAGUUUCCCUGUCGGACAUUUGCAAGCUUUGUCUAGGUCUCCACCGAUAGAAUCACUUGCUCGUUCAUUAUCAUGGGAUGACUCCUGCAUGGAUGCUUCAACUAUAAAUAAUCCCUCAAAACUCCCAACAAGAGCUUCAUUUAAGGCCGAUGAAGAGGAAGAAGAAUGCAUUGAUUUCGUCCUCAAGUUACUUUCAUCUACCGGCUUGGAUAACAAGAAUUCCAAAACUAUUUUCUCAAGAUGGCAUUCAAUGGACAGCCCUUUGGAUCAAAUGUUAUUAGCCGGUUUUCUGGAUGAGAAAGAUGAAGAAGCCAAGUGUAAGGGGAGGCAGUUGACUCAGAGGCUACUCUUUGAUAGCGUCAAUGCCGCUCUGCUAGACAUUGGCCGGACUGCCUUUCUUAACGCAUGCCCACAAGCAAGGUCAUACAUUGGGACCUUGAAGGAUUUUCCUUCCGAUACUUCCGUAACAGAUGAAGUAUUAAGCAUCAUAAACACCUGGUUUUCCGGUGACAGGAAGUGGUUAACCGGUGAGGCUGGCAACAGCGCUGUAAUUGUAGAUGGAGUAGUAAGAAAGGAGGCGGUAGGAAGAGAAUGGACUGAAUUGAUGUGGUGGGAGCUGGAUGAAAUCAGUAAAGAGAUCGGAGGAAAGGUGUUAGAGCAGUUGGUUGGAGAGGCAUUGUCCGACUUAACUGAUGGUUGUUUGUGAUAUUAAUUUCUAUUUUCUUCAUUUUUCUUUCACUUUUUUUUUUAGCAUGGCCAUUGUUAAUCACUUUGGUUCAGUUUGUAUUGUUACUGCUAUGAUAACAAAAGCAGCCAUGGCGAUGUUUCUGUUUAUAUUUGUUUUAAGAGGCAAUAUAUGUAUGUAUCGUUUGAUACUCGACAA
Molecule: messenger RNA, 3249 nt
Organism: Dioscorea cayenensis subsp. rotundata (Guinea yam)
Lineage: Eukaryota; Viridiplantae; Streptophyta; Magnoliopsida; Dioscoreales; Dioscoreaceae
Exons: 6
Coding region: 238-3072 (944 amino acids)
Source: RefSeq, a predicted model, not a curated record